UGAUCGAAGGAGCCAAGGUCGAGGGCCUCGCUCCUUCCCGGGGACCGAGCCCCUCAUGACUCCGGACCCGGUCCGGCCCGGGCCUGGCCCUCGCCUCGGGCUGUCCCGAGUCGGCGCAGUUUCCCCCGCAGCGCGCGCUCCCGCCGCCCCGCCCCCCCCACUCCCGGGUGCAGGGGCGCGCGCGCGCACGCGGAGGGGCCCGGGUUGGGGGCGCGCGGGCAUCCGCAGUGUGUCCGCGUCCCUGCCAGGAGGUUAUGUAAGGGACUGGUGGGGAAGGGAGGGGGCAUGUCUGACGACGACUGUGCUCCUUCUCCGCAGAUGGUCUAAGGCCACAGGGAAGGAAGAUGGUGGAAAACUCCCCGUCGCCAUUGCCCGAAAGAGCGAUUUAUGGCUUUGUUCUUUUCUUAAGCUCCCAGUUUGGCUUCAGAGCCCUGGAAGGAAUCCGCUGUUUGCCCAGUGUUUAUGUGUCCAGUACUAGGUUUAGUCUCCGAUAUUUAUCCAGCACCAGGCUCGACACUAAAGCGAAUAAAACCUGGCCCCUGCCCUUGAGGUCACGGUCUUGUGGAGAAGUAUAGCAAACCUACAGCAAUGCAGCAUGAUGAAUUCCCUGGGAGAGCAGUGGGAGCCUGAGAAGUCAGUACUGUAUAUUGUAUGGGCUUUCAUUCCCGAAUCUUGGUUAAACUCUCUAGGCUUGACUUACUGGCCUCAGAAAUACUGGGCCGUUGCGUUGCCUGUCUACCUUCUUAUUGCUGUUGUCAUUGGUUAUGUACUCUUGUUUGGAAUUAACAUGAUGAGUACCUCUCCACUCGACUCCAUUCAUACGAUCACAGAUAACUAUGCUAAAAAUCAACAGUGGAAGAACUACCAAGAAGAUGCCAUCCCAGCAUUAAGAGAUGUUCCCAUCAGUGAAGUAAACAAGAUGUUCUUCCUUGGAGCUCGAGAACUUAACACCCAGAACUGAGCUGUGUGUAAAUAUUCUAACACCAAGCAUGUACAAGUUUGGAGUGAAUAACUUUGAAAAUAAUUAUAUUGGCUGUCCUUUUAAUACCCAAUAUUGACAUGUAAAAACAUGAAAGUUGAUUUCUUAGAUUCAGUUCAAGUAAAAUUGUAAAUAUUU
This is a messenger RNA of Peromyscus californicus insignis, 1117 nucleotides long. RefSeq names its product phosphatidylinositol glycan anchor biosynthesis class P (gene Pigp). Lineage: Eukaryota; Metazoa; Chordata; Mammalia; Rodentia; Cricetidae. The coding region runs from base 596 to 961 and encodes 121 amino acids. The record is from RefSeq and is a predicted model, not a curated record. Gene Ontology annotation, molecular function: phosphatidylinositol N-acetylglucosaminyltransferase activity. The transcript is spliced from 5 exons. Gene Ontology annotation, biological process: GPI anchor biosynthetic process.